This is a messenger RNA of Strongylus vulgaris, 1359 nucleotides long. The record is from the annotation of a GenBank genome assembly. NCBI's taxonomy places the organism in Eukaryota, Metazoa, Nematoda, Chromadorea, Rhabditida, Strongylidae.
GCAAUGAUUACUGCAACAUUUCUUUUGUUGCCAGUAGUCGUCAGCCAGUCGAUCAAAAAUAUUAGUUUCGGAUUUCCAAGUGCAUGGGAUGGAGACAAGUACCGCGAGCUGUACUGCCCUAGUAAAAACAUUCCCAAAUUCUUAGAUGGAUUUUUCCUCUGUCAGUUGUCAGCAUCGUAUGGAGACAUUGACGCUCCUCCAGGAAAAAGACUUAAUCACAUGAUUGAUGCAAUUGGAGCUAUUGGAUCUUUUCACAUAAGCAAUGGACAGGUCGUAUUCUCGUCCCAAUACUAUCCAUCACAACCGUACAAAAUCUGGGAGUUUUACGAUCGUAAUAUGACGAAGUCCGGAGUGCCAUGGGCUGGAUGGUCUGACUAUAACUUAACGUCGAUGUCCAAAUGGGAACAGGGUAUAUUCACCAUAAGUAGCAAAGGCGUACGUCGAGUAGUUGGUAUGUACGACUAUGGCGUAUGGGAUCCAAAAGCAUGCGGCAGGAACGACGAAUAUAUCGGAGACAAAACUUUGCUUCCCGGCUACAUACACUCAAUAACCUCGACGGAAACUUAUGUAGUUAUUCCAAUCACUUCGCUUCUGAUAAACCCAUGCAAGUUCAAAGAACCACCACCAACGAAUGCAAGGGAUUCCAUUCAGAAAGGUGGACUUUGGGGAAUGGACUUUUACGAUAUGGUUCCGCUAAGUACAGCAAGAGUUCUACGUUUCACUCUUGACCCUAAGCAGCAAAGAGUCAUGUACAACUAUCUUCUACCGCAAGAAACAAUCGCAGCAGAAUUUCCCCAAGUCAACCACAAAUACGAUCAGAAACCUUACCAAUGGGCUUAUAUCGUUGAGCAUCCGUUCGCUAGCAGUAACCGCAUUAUCAAGGUCAACGUGGACGAGCCUGCAGGUACUCGCAAUCGGGAAUAUAGAGCUGAACCCAACAUUGUUCUUCACGAGCCUUGGUUCGUUGCAAAACCUGAUGCAGUCAAAGAAGACGAUGGCGUACUUCUGAUUCGUGCUCUAGAUGUGCAUGAGAACAAAGGUGGCUUUAGGAAUACGAAUAUAAAGCUGAUAUUUCUUGGUGAAAUUAAGGAUGAUCCUAAAAAAAAGUCUACCGUGCACUUGCAAUGCUUUUCAGCAUGGUACUACACGAAAAGCUAUGAGGGAUAUCUUACGCUUAUCUUUGGCUUUACCAAAUGGAUGGCUCCGCUUGCAAAUGGGUACGCUGAACGAUUUCGCUUAGGAAAAGCUAACGAAGCAUUUCAAGCCGCCAACGCUCCUUCCGUAACUCCUAUUCUACGAGCGCAAAGGAGCAUAGGUUACGACAGAGACCCUGUCAGAACACAUUUGCCCUCUUCAUAG